UCUCCUGUCUCUGUGUCCCUGCGAGUGUUUGUUUUCCCGUGCGACUACACCGCCGUUAUCUUGUCACGGCAUUGCCGGUGCCUUGUUUAUUUAUCCCUCCGUCCGUUACAUCCUCGGUGGAUUUAAAAUGUAAUGUCAAUUAUGGCAGGGGUGUGUUAUGCUCGUUCACACGGCGUGUUGGACCAGACAGGGGCAUAUAUUGAACACGGUCGUGGUUGUCUUUUGUUUAUAUAUAUAAAAAAACGUCCUAGCCUUAAAUAAAUUAUACAAAGCAUUGCCUGAUGUUAUGACGUGAGAUGGAAAGAAUUGUAGCGUUCUUGCUCGUAAUCGUGGGUGGUUUCGGCGUGGGAUGUGUGCGCGUGUGUGCGUGCGUGCGCGUGCGAGCUUGGUCGUAAACAGCGCGGCCGAGUUGCGCUAAUUGAUGGGAGGCAGAGGCGUUGUUGCUGUCCAAACCAAACGGGGUGCUGCUGCGCGUUCAGCCGCCCCGUGCACACAACACCGGAGCCCUCUGCUCUCUUUUGUUUCGCCGCACGGUGAAGCGACCGGAGGGGGAUAUCGAGGAAUCUAUUUCCGAUCUAUUCGACGGGACGGGCGCUAAAUGUCAUUAAUGGCUUCGUGGCACAGCGUGCGCGCGGGCCCGCAGCACUAAUUCCUGCAUCGCGGAGUUAAGUUUUUUUUGUCUUGAACCGAGAGCCAAAGGAUAGUGAAAACAAGCGCAACGCCACCACCUUGUAAGAUAUUGGAGAGGAGAGCAACAACAGCUGCCGCAUAAUAAUUAGACCUCCAGGGUUCGACUGCGGAGGGAGGAGGGAAAAAACCUUGUAGCGUUCAGCCGGAGCAGGAAAUCACUGGUUGGAAGUGGCCAUUAUGGAUUCUAUGUGUUCUACCACCUUGGAAAUUCCAGUGAAUCUUAAAAAGCCAAAUCAGCAAGAUUGUGCAUCAGUGUGAUUUACAGCUGUACCUGUCUGGGGGAAGACUUCAUAAUUUAUAUCACUCUUAGGCAAGAGGUGGAACUGCAUUUCCUCCCCCCCACCCACCCCUAAAAGCUUUGAUCCGCUUUACCUUCAUAACCUAUUUCGCUGCUUAAAGGAAACCAUUAGCACUUUAGGUGACAACAAAAAUAUAUAUAUAAGUUUAAAAUAUACAAAAAAAGUGUUACAUAUUGAACGUAUACAUAAUUGCACUUCAAAUUGCGAAGAUGACACGUUCAAUGUCAUCACUGAGCUGUGCAAUCGUGUUUAGUCUGUGCUUCUUCGUGACAACAAAUCUGUCCAUGGGGCUGGAGUUCACCGGUGAAGCCGAUCAGUCGACAAGGUAUUUGAGAUGGGACCAAAGUGGAAACGGAAACCUGAGUUUUCAGUUCAAAACCAAUAAUUCCAAGGGACUCCUGCUGUACGUGGACGACGCCGGCAUCUGCGACUAUCUCGAGGUCAUAGUCACAGGUGGCCAGGUCCAGCUACGAAUAAAAAUCCACUGCUCGCAGCCGCUGAUCCACAGGGCAUCGAAGCGCAUCGACGACAACAACUGGCACGCGCUGCUCAUCAGCAUACGCCUGAAGCACAUCACUCUCGCGGUGGACGACGAGAUCGUCUCGGGGGAGGUCGUGUCCCGGGGGCAGCAGCUGAGCGUCAGCAGCGACCUCUUCCUGGGAGGAAUCCCGACGGAGGAGCGCAUCCAGCAGCUCACCUCCAAGGAGGUGAAGGGCCUGCCGCCGUUCAAGGGAUACAUCUCCAAUCUCAAGUACGGCCACUCGACGCCGAUACUCAUUAGCAGCAAGGGAGUGCGGGCCGAGUGGCAUCAGGUGUGUAAGGAGCAGAACCCCUGCAAGAAUGGCGGCGUCUGCUCUGUGGAGAUCAAGGAGGUGGUCUGCGACUGUUCCAACACUGGCUUCCAGGGCCGAUAUUGUCACGAAGAUGUCAACUUUGAGGAAGGUAUCAUGCAUCUGAUGGUGGCCGAUCAAGCUCGCGAGGAGAGCAUGGCCACAUUUAAAGGCGCCGAAUACCUGUGCUAUGACCUGGCGAACAACCCCAUUCAGAGCAGCAGCGACGAGAUCACGCUGUCCUUCAAGACGUUGCAACGCAAUGGCCUCAUCCUGCACACCGGCAAGGCAGCCGACUAUGUGAAUCUAGCCCUCAAGGACGGCGCCGUCUCGCUCGUUAUAAACCUCGGCUCGGGCGCUUUCGAGGCCCUCGUUGAGCCCGUCACGGGAAAGUUCAACGACAACAACUGGCACGAUGUCAAAGUGACUCGGAACCUGCGUCAGCUGUCAAGCAUUGGACACGCUAUGGUAAACAAACUACAUUGUCUGGUCACCAUCUCAGUGGAUGGCAUCCUCACUUCCACGGGCUAUACUCAAGAAGACUACACUAUGCUGGGCUCUGAUGAUUUCUUCUAUGUGGGGGGCAGCCCCAACACUGCCGAUCUGCCAGGGUCACCCAUCAGUAACAACUUCAUGGGAUGUCUAAAAGAGGUGGUGUAUAAGAACAGUGACAUCAAGUUAGAACUCUCUCGGCUGGCAAAAGAGAGCGAACCCAAAAUGAAAGUGGUCGGAGAUGUUUCCUUCAACUGUGAGAACGUGGCAGCUAUGGACCCGAUCACAUUCGAAACACCAGAGGCCUACAUAUCCCUGCCACGCUGGAAGACCAAACGCACAGGAUCCAUUUCCUUCGACUUCCGGACGACUGAACCCAGUGGACUCAUCCUCUUUACCCAGGGCAAACCCAGCGAGAUUAAAGACCCCAAGGGCCUCAAAAGCAUCAAAGGGGACUUCUUUGCCGUAGAGCUUUUGGAUGGGCAUCUUUACCUUUUGCUAGAUAUGGGUUCCGGUACCAUAAAGGUGAAGGCCACCGAUCAGAAAGUUAAUGAUGGCGAGUGGUACCACGUGGACUUCCAGCGAGAUGGAAGGGCAGGCACUAUCUCCGUGAACAGCCAGCGCAGCCCUUUCACCGCCAGCGGAGAGAGUGAGAUUCUGGACCUGGAUGGCGACAUGUACCUCGGAGGUCUGCCGGAGGACAAACUGGACCUCCUGCUCCCAACCGAGCUGUGGACGGCCUUGCUCAACCAAGGAUAUGUCGGCUGCGUGCGCGAUAUUUUCGUGGACGGGCAGAGUAAGGACAUCCGUCUGUUGGCCGAGCAGCAGAGCUCCGCGGGAGUGAAGCCCUACUGCGCCAAGGACUCCCCCAAGCAGUGCAGCUCGGGACCGUGUCGCAACAACGGCGUGUGCCACGAAGGCUGGAACCGCUACGUGUGCGACUGUACCGCCACGGGCUUCACCGGGCGAUCCUGCGACAGAGACGCGACGGUGCUGAGCUACGACGGCUCCAUGUUCAUGAAGGUGGUGAUGCCGACGGUGAUGCACACCGAGGCGGAGGACGUGUCCCUGCGCUUCAUGUCGCUGCGAGCGUUCGGCCUGCUGCUGGCCACGACGUCGCGCGACUCGGCCGACACGAUGCGCCUGGAGCUCGACGCCGGGCGCGUCAAACUCACCGUCAACCUCGACUGUAUCAGGAUAAAGUGUAACACCAGCAAGGGACCGGAGACCCUCUACGUUGGCAAGAACCUCAACGAUAAUGAGUGGCACACAGUGCAUGUCACUCGUCGUGGGAAGAGCCUCAAACUAAUUGUGGAUGGGAUCGCGACGGAAGGUCAAAUGAUCGGGGAUCACACACGGCUGGAGUUCCACAACAUCGAGACGGGCAUCAUGACAGAGCGGCGCUACACUUCCGUUGUACCCUCCAACUUCAUCGGCCACCUGCAGAACGUCAACUUCAACCGGAUGGGAUACAUCGACCAAUGCAAGAAUGGCGACAUCGACUACUGCGAGCUGAAUGCUCGCUUUGGCAUGCGCAACAUCAUCGCUGACCCCAUCACUUUCAAGACCAAAGUCAGCUUCCUCACACUUCCCACUCUGCAAGCCUACACCACCAUGCACCUAUUCUUCCAGUUGAAGACCACGUCGCCUGACGGGCUCAUACUCUUCAACAGUGGAGAUGGCAGUGACUUCAUCGCGGUGGAGCUCGUGAAAGGGCACAUCCACUACGUGUUUGAUUUGGGAAAUGGACAGAACCUAAUCAAGGACAGCUCGAAGAAAGUGCUCAACGAUAACCAGUGGCACAACGUGAUCAUCUCCAGAGAGCUCAACAAUGUGCACACCUUGAAGGUGGACUCCAAGUCCAGCACCCUGAACGUGAAUGGAGCCAAGAAUCUGGACCUUAAAGGAGAGCUCUACAUUGGAGGACUGUCCAAGACAGAGUACAGCAACCUUCCCAAGCUGGUGGGCUCCCGCGAGGGAUUCCAGGGCUGCCUGGCAUCUCUGGACCUCAACGGCCGCCUCCCAGACAUGAUUGAUGAGGCCCUCUACCGCAUGGGCUCCAUCGAGCGUGGCUGUGAAGCUGAGUUGAAAGCACACAUGAAAGGUCCUAGCACCACCUGCCAAGAGGACUCGUGCGCUAAUCAGGGCCAGUGUGUGCAGCAGUGGGAUAGCUUCACCUGCGACUGUACCAUGACAUCCUACAGUGGUGCUUUCUGCAAUGACCCUGGGACUACGUACAUCUUUGGCCGUGGCGGUGGCCUCAUCUCGUACACGUGGCCGCCCAAUGACCGGCCGAGCACGCGCGCGGACAGGCUCGCUGUGGGCUUCAGUACGCGGACCUGGGACGCAGUGCUCGUGAGGGUGGAUAGCGCCGCCACGCUCGGAGACUUCAUCCAACUCCACAUCGAACAUGGCAAAAUCGGAGUCAAAUUUAAUGUCGGCACAGAUGACAUUGCCGUCGAAGAGGCAAAUUCGUUGGUGAAUGACGGCAAGUAUCAUGUGGUGCGGUUCUCUCGGAGCGGUGGAAAUGCCACGCUACAGCUCGACAACCUCCCAGUGAAUGAGCGCUUCCCUUCAGGAAACAUUGAUAAUGAACGCCUGGCGCUCGCUAGACAGCGAAUCCCCUAUCGACUCGGUCGAGUAGUUGAUGAUUGGCUACUCGACAAAGGCCGUCAACUUACAAUCUUCAACAGCCAGGCCACAAUCAAAAUUGGCGGCAAAGACAACAACAAGCCAUUCCAGGGCCAGCUCUCUGGAAUCUACUACAAUGGGCUCAAAGUGCUUCAGAUGACAGCUGAGAAUGACCCCAACAUCAGGACGGAGGGCAAUGUGCGGUUAGUGGGCGAGGUGCCCUCUGUCCUCACCACUGAGUCAACCGCCACGGCACUACCCACAGAGAUGUCCACAACCAUCAUGGAGACGACAACCACCAUGGCUACCACCACAACGCGCCGAGUACGCUCACCCACCACCCGCGACUCCCUCAGCUCGGUGCGUAUCCACAUCAGCGAUGAUCUGUUGGUGGCCUCUGCUGAGUGUCCUACAGAUGAUGAGGACCUGGAAGAGUGCGAUCCCAGCCCAGGUGGGUUAGGAGUCGAUCUAGUUUACCCAGUUAUAACAGAAGACCCAUUAGAAACACCUCCACUAGCCACCCACACACCAUUCAUCCCCCCUCCCCCUACCUACCGUCCCUACUACACCGUGCUGAGCACCACCAAAGAGUCGCUGGCUCUGUCCCCUGGGGCAGCACUGCCCUGCCUCUCGGAUCAGGAUGAUGAUGACUGUACGGACAGCACUCUUGUCUCGGGCUUUGGCUCGGGGGAAAACUUUGACUCUAGCCUCCCCCCUACAGACGACGAAGAUUUUGACCGUGCCAAGGGCUUUGAUGGCAGCCAGAGGGCGCGUGCCCCCAAGCUCGACGCUAAAGGCUUUAGGCCACCAAGUGUGGGACGCGGUCGGAACCCCUCUGCUUCCCCUGACCAUUCAGGCCCCGCCGCUACGCCCGAGAUGGCGGUGCACAACCUUCCUGCUGGCAAUAUGAAGCCCUACCCAGACGGCGUCUUGCUCCCGUUCCCAACGGGCUUUGACAGAGAGAACCCAAAGCUCAGGAAGGCCCUUGUAACCUCGCCAAUGUUCCGUAAUGUGCCCACAGCUAACCCCACUGACGCCGGGCUGGGCAGGGGUGCCCCCGGCGCUCGGGAGGUCAUCCGCGAGUCCAGCAGCACCACGGGGAUGGUGGUGGGCAUCAUCGCCGCCGCUGCGCUCUGCAUUCUCAUCCUGCUCUACGCCAUGUACAAAUACCGCAACCGUGACGAGGGCUCCUACCAUGUGGACGAGAGCCGCAACUACAUCAGCAACUCGGCACAGACCAAUGGGGCAGUGGUCAAGGAGAAGCCGACGAACAGUUCCAAAGGCUCUGGCAAGAGCAAGAAAAACAAGGAGAAAGAGUAUUACGUCUAAAGGAAGGGGGACAACAGCGACACAAAAAAAAGGAAGCGAAGCCCAGAGACCGCUGGAACUCUUUAUUUGGACUGCUGACGGGUGAUUUUUGCGGUGAUGAAAUAAAGGAAAAGUGAAUAAUGGAAGGAAUUUUAAAAGUAUAUAAAUUAUGCAGAAUUUGCAUCUUAAAAAAAAAUGAAGAUGGAACACGAGAGUCUCGGGAUUGUAGGUUAUACUACUCAAGAGAAAGCAAAAAAGACUUUUCUUUCCUCGACCAUUAUGCUUAUUUGUUAUUUUCUUCCUUUGCAAAUGAACUGCCGUCAUGGACUUAUUGGUGUUCAAGAAACCAAGUGAACUUUGUCCAAAAAACUACAUAAUAUCCCUUUAAAGUCUGUGUGUUUAAUGCUUAAGCAUGUAACUGGUAUCUAAGGUGAUCAUUAAGGGGACAUUUGGUGUACAAAGACAUAAUGAUGAGAAACUGUAAAUGUUCUAGUGUUGUUUCUCAGUAAUGUUCCGUGCUGUUUGCAUUGCUGUGUAUACAAAUGUCAUUGUUGAAAGUUGCAAAUCCUCUAAAUAGAUUUCUAAGUUUAAAAGAAAAAAAAAUGGACAGCUUUAUUCUGGAGCAUUUUGCAGAACAAUUGCGUAUAACAUGUUGAAGUUAAGUGGGUGCAAAUGUUUCACAGAUGCUGUUAUGUUAGAUAGAAUUUGACAGACUGCAUAUUAGAUGUUUCUUAUAUUUCUGUUAAAGAUAAAUAUGGAUUAUAAAUGCUCAAUUGCAACCAAGCACACUGACAUAUCCAAUAAAUCAUUUGAACAUUUUAAUGCUCAAAAGAGGUUAUGAUGGAGAGAUUUGUAUUAUAUAUAGCCUAUAUAUCACAUUCCACAGAUACUUGUGAGAUACAUUUGACAAAUAAAAUCUAAUUACAUUUAAUGUACUUGUUCUAAAAAAGCACACUUUCCAUGAAAAAAAAAAUACUAAUAUUAUUUAACUUGAUUGAAAAAUAUAAUCCAGUACAAAAACAGCACAAGGGGGAGAAAAAAAGUAAAUAAUUUACUUUAUUUUUAAUCGUUAAAAUUUAAGAUAACAGUUGUUUACGUACUUAAGUAGCCAGCACAAGCUAUUAAGAUGCACCUCUCUUUACAAGGUCAAAUAAAUUACUAAAAAUAUUGUUCUUGUCGAAGCAAACUGACUUUAGUUUUGACGCAAAUCACAACUGUUUAACACCACACAGUAAAUCCAGACUUGUCGCUGAAGUUCCUAUAUUGCAUAUUGCACGCACACAUUGCACAAGUGCGCGGUCAUAGACGCGACAAACAUUUUCAUUUUGUGAAUACGACAAAAAAGUGUUAUUAAAAAAAAAUCAGUCGCACAACAAGGCCUGAACAGCUACGUGAGGAGGAGACAUUUUAGGAUGUUGUGCGUCAUGUUAUUCUGGUAGAUCGCUGUCGUCUGAUAGACUUCUAUACCUCAUUUUGUCCAUUUCACGCUUACAAGUUGCAACGUUCACGGCUGGUUUUCUUGUGGCCCAUGCCUUUGUUCCUCCUGAAGGUGUUGGGUGAUCAGCAAUGCCUCGGCUAUUCUCAUGUGUUGACCUGCCGAGGUGGCUUCCAAAUGCCGUUUUCUGUAAUACACUUUUAAUAUAAUUACUUAUACUUUUGUUUUAUACUCAUUUGCUCAUUGUUGCAACAUUUUUAUUUAUGUUUAGCAACUGCUUAGCAAUAAAAGGGUUGUUAAUCUA
Petromyzon marinus (sea lamprey) is the source of this 7989-nucleotide messenger RNA. RefSeq names its product neurexin-1-like. Lineage: Eukaryota; Metazoa; Chordata; Hyperoartia; Petromyzontiformes; Petromyzontidae. The record is from RefSeq and is a predicted model, not a curated record.